This is a messenger RNA of Hippoglossus stenolepis (Pacific halibut), 3169 nucleotides long. RefSeq names its product mitogen-activated protein kinase kinase kinase kinase 5. The transcript is spliced from 32 exons. The record is from RefSeq and is a predicted model, not a curated record. Gene Ontology annotation, biological process: protein phosphorylation. NCBI's taxonomy places the organism in Eukaryota, Metazoa, Chordata, Actinopteri, Pleuronectiformes, Pleuronectidae. The coding region runs from base 248 to 2818 and encodes 856 amino acids. Gene Ontology annotation, molecular function: MAP kinase kinase kinase kinase activity; ATP binding.
GUGUGUGUGUGCAUGUGCGCGUGUGUGUGUGACAGCAGCUCACACUCACUCACACGAUCAGAGAGAGAAAGAGACACUGAGCGUCUUUUAUCAGCAGCUCACAUCGAUGAGUCCAUUCGCUUUGAUGCCUGCAGAUGUAAAUGCCUCAGUGUGUCUGUGAGUGAGUGUGUGUGUGUGUGUGUUUGUGUGUUUGUGUGUGAGUGUGUGGGACAUGCCUGAGGAGGAGGAUUGGUGACACUGGACUAACAUGGACCUUCAUCACAGCAGAGCAGCUCUGGAAAUCUCCACCAGGAAUCCUCAGGACGACUUUGAGAUCCUGCUGCGAGUCGGAGGAGGAACCUACGGAGAAGUUUUCAAGGCACGGAACAAGCAGAAUGGAGAACUGGCGGCUAUCAAGCUCAUCAAGAUGGAGCCAGAGGAUGAUUUCUCUAUCAUCCAGCAGGAGAUCGUCAUCGUGAAAAGCUGCAAACAUCCCAACAUAGUGGCGUAUUAUGGCAGCUACAUACGAGCCAAUAAACUGUGGAUCUGCAUGGAGUUCUGUGGAGGAGGCUCCCUGCAGGACAUCUACCACGUGACUGGUCCUCUGUCUGAGCCUCAGAUCGCCUACAUCUGCAGGGAGAUGCUCCAGGGCCUGGAUUACCUGCAUGCACAAAAGAAAAUCCACAGAGAUAUCAAGGGUGCCAACAUCCUCCUCAACAACCAGGGCGAGGUCAAGCUGGCGGACUUUGGGAUAUCAGCUCAGAUCACAGCUACUCUCGCUCGGAGGAUGUCCUUCAUUGGGACGCCAUAUUGGAUGGCUCCAGAGGUGGCAGCGGUGGAGAUAAAGGGCGGCUACAAUGAGCUGUGUGACAUCUGGUCCGUGGGCAUCACAGCUGUGGAGCUGGCUGAGCUGCAGCCUCCUCUGUUUGACGUCCACCCGCUGCGCGUCCUGUUCCUCAUGUCUAAGAGCGGCUACCAGCCCCCUAAACUGAAGGACAAGUCCAAAUGGUCGUCCAUGUUUUAUAACUUUGUGAAGGCCAUGUUGGUUCGGAACCCGAAGAAACGACCCAGCGCCUCCAAGAUGCUCUCAAAUGCAUUUCUGACUCAGCAGGGUCUGCGGCAGGAACUGACCCUGGAUCUACUGGAGAAGUUCCAUCACCCUGAGAAACUGAAGCGCUGCCUGGUGACAGAUGACGACGAGAUGGAGGUGGCUGUUCCCGGGUCUUUGAGGAGGAUCCAGUCUAUCAACAAACACAACCAGGCAGCGAGAACCAACUCAGACAUGAGCUCUGAACAGAUUUACACUCAGAGGACUCUGAGGAAAGACUCACCAAAUGUAACGUUACGACCUUGCGUGGGAUCAACUGGCAGUAACAAGAGUCCAGUGAGGGACGAGGACACCGAGUCGGACGAUGACUACGAUGAUGUGGACGUUCCGACAAUACAGGCCAUCAGCAACAAAUCUGAUACAACUCCACCUCCACUUCCUCCGAAGCCCAAAGCACGGACGAGCUCAGAGGAAAGCAUAACGGGGGAAGACGAUCGGAUGAGGAAACCCUGCUCCCUGUACGCCCCCCCGCUCCUCAGGACCUCCAGUGGGACGCAGGUCCGACCAACACCACAACCACGCUCCUCACGGCACUCGGACCCCGAGUCCUUAUCUGUCCAGUUUAAUGACCCCCCACUAGACCUCCCUCCUGAGCUCCCUCCCAAAGGAAUACGGCGACGACAACUUUUAUCAAAGGACCGAGCUGAGUGUGUGAGCCCCGUCAUGAAGAAACCUCCUGUCUACUUUAAGAAGAUCUUCCACGGCUGCCCUCUGAAAAUAAACUGCUCCACAACCUGGGAAAACCCAGCCACCAAAGACCAGCAUCUGAUCCUGGGGGCAGAGGAAGGGAUCUACACCCUGAACCUCAACAGCUCAGAGACCACGAUGGAGCUGUUGUAUCCAGGGAAGUGUACCUGGGUCUACACCAUUAAUCACGUCCUCAUGUCCGUAUCAGGCAAAUCGCUGCAGCUUCACUCCCAUUCGCUGAAGGAGUUGUUUGAACAGGCUCGGAAGGACCAGAGGAUGGUCGCCCUGUCGACCCACAGACUGUUACCUAGGAAAUAUGCCGUGACGUGUAAAAUACCUGAUACAAAAGGCUGCAGGACGUGUUCAGUUGGCAGCCUGCAGCGAGGCUGUGUGUUCCUGUGCUGUGCUCUGGAGUCCAGUGUGGUGCUGCUGCAGUGGUACGAGCCCAUGCACAAGUUCAUGCUCAUUAAGCAUUUCGACUUCCCCCUUCCCAACCCUCUGCGGGUGUUUGAGAUGGUGGUGGCACCCCAGCAGGAGUACCCACUGAUUUGCAUCGGUGUGUCCCGGGGGUCCAGCCCCAACCUGCCAGUCAAUGUAGAAUACAUGAACCUCAACUCCAACACGUCCUGGUUCACCAACUCCGGCCUGGAGAAACCUUGCCCAGACGUUGUGCAAGUAAGCCAGCUGGACAGUAACUCACUGCUCGUCCUCCUAGAAAAGUCAGUACAUAUAGUUGAUCUGAGGGGGGAGGUGAAGGGCAGCAGGCCUCAGACACACGAGACGACCUUCUCUCGUGAUGUUGAGUCUACAGUGUACUUCGAGGACACGCUGUUGGCGGUGUGGCGUCACGGCUGGAUGAGGAGAGCACAAGGUUCCACUGAGGUGCUGGAGGAAACCACAGACCAGAAGAAGAUCUACAGAUUGGUGCAGUCGGACAGGAUGGUCAUUUUGGAGACACGUAAGACUGACGACCAGUCAGGGCUGUCCAACCUGUCCAACCUGUCCAUCCUGGAGAACGCAGAGAGCUAUGUAUUGCUGGCCUGACUCGCAUGACCGGAAAAUUUGGAAUCUCCAAAUUCCACUUGGAUACUACCACCCGGGACUCAGUCAGCAGGAGGAGAACGGACAAUGAGGCACCAACGUUAUGGUCUGUGAUCAUCUGACAUCGCGGACAGGACAAAUAUUUUAUUUUCUAAAUGACUGGACAGCCUCCUACGUAGUGUGUGAGCUGCAGAAGGACGGUUGUCUUCUGAGACUAAAGAAGAUGCUGCCACAGUUUUGUUGAGAAUGACUGGAGCUGUAGCUUGUUUUGUUAACUGGGUUUGUAUGUCAGUGCUGGAUCAAACACACACACUUCUUACUGCCGUUACACAGUAAUAAAGUUAAUUAACACAA